This is a messenger RNA of Salvia miltiorrhiza (redroot sage), 859 nucleotides long. RefSeq lists its product as uncharacterized. Gene Ontology annotation, cellular component: COPI vesicle coat. The transcript has 6 exons. Bases 214 to 657 code for a protein of 147 amino acids. Gene Ontology annotation, biological process: intra-Golgi vesicle-mediated transport; intracellular protein transport; retrograde vesicle-mediated transport, Golgi to endoplasmic reticulum. The record is from RefSeq and is a predicted model, not a curated record. NCBI's taxonomy places the organism in Eukaryota, Viridiplantae, Streptophyta, Magnoliopsida, Lamiales, Lamiaceae.
UCCCUCUUUGAUACGCCGGGAUCCCCUUUCAUCUUCUUCCCCUCCAAAACCCCUAAUCAGCAAUCCCGCUCGCGCUAUUAGAUUCAUCUUCUCACUGACAAAAUCCAGCUGACGGUAAUUCCUGACUUGCAUUGCUUAUUUCAAUUUUUGUAAGUUGUAAUCAGCAAUCAAAUGAAGUACGGAAUUGCAGUUUGAUCGACAGCAGAGAAGAAAAUGUUGCUCGCAGUCCUGAUCGCAAAUUCGGAAGGCAAUAUUCUUGUCGAACGUUUUAAUGGUGUUCCGGCAGAGGAACGUUUACAUUGGAGAUCUUUCUUAGUGAAACUGGGAGUAGAUAAUCUCAGAGGAGUCAAGAAUGAGGAGCUCCUUGUUGCUAAUCACAAGUCGGUGUAUAUUGUAUACACAGUGCUUGGUGAUGUCAGUAUAUUCGUUGUUGGCAAGGACGAAUACGAUGAACUUGCCUUGUCAGAAGCUAUAUUUGUUAUAACCUCAGCCCUGAAGGAUGUAUGUGGAAAACCUCCAACUGAACGCCUUUUCCUUGACAAAUAUGGUAAAAUAUGCUUGUGCUUGGAUGAGAUUGUCUGGAAGGGUUUGUUGGAGAACACAGACAAAGACAGAAUCAAGAGACUUAUACGAUUGAAGCCACCAAUUGACUUCUAAUUGACAGACACGAGACAACCUCUGCAUUCUCCAUGUGUACAAAGGGGGGCCUGCCUUCUUGCUAUGAUUACUGCGUGGAAAAUGCACUUUCAUGGGUUUGUUUCGUGAUACUCUCUACAAAUUGCUUAUUUGGCUAUUUGGUCUGUAUUUGUAUGGUUGUAGCUGUUGUUGCAUAAUAUUUGCUUGUUCUACUAUCACUUUA